Messenger RNA from Trichoderma asperellum CBS 433.97, 1524 nucleotides. NCBI's taxonomy places the organism in Eukaryota, Fungi, Ascomycota, Sordariomycetes, Hypocreales, Hypocreaceae. The record is from RefSeq and is a predicted model, not a curated record.
AUGUUCCCACGGGCAGAAUCUGGAGAUGGCUAUUUGUCGAUUCCCGUGGGAACCAUCCAGCGGCCACACAAGGUUGGCAAGAGAAGCGCUAUUGAUGCGGUGCUGGAGAAUAUGGAUUUCUUUUAUGCCAUUGAAAUUGGCCUGGGAACUCCUCCUCAGAACGUAACCGUUCUCGUCGAUACUGGAUCCAGCGAGCUCUGGGUCAACCCAGACUGUUCAAACGCACCAUCCAUGCAGCAAGAGCAGCAGUGUCGGACUCUGGGUCAAUACAACCCCAGGAAAUCGAAAACGCCGCCUGUUGGCCCGUUUGGGAGCGAGGAAAUCAAUUACGGCGAUCCGUCAGACUCUUCCACCCAGACCUCCGUCGAUAUCACCUAUUACGCCGACGUCAUAAGCUUUGGCAAAAGCCAGGUCAAGAAUCAAACCUUUGGCGUUGUCACAUCCAGUCAGGGCCAGGCGCAGGGCAUCAUGGGCCUGGCCCCAGAUGUUCAAGGAGGAUUUCCUGGCGACGAGCCGUAUAGCCUGUUGCUCAACACGAUGGCUGACCAGGGAGUCAUUGCAAGCCGUGUCUUUUCCCUCGAUCUGCGACACGCGAGCUCUCAGACGGGGGCCAUCAUCUACGGCGGCCUAGAUCGCAGCAAGUACAUUGGAUCUUUAGAGGCACGACCCAUUGUGCCUGGUAUCCAGGGCGAGACCCGCCUAGCCGUCAAUCUCACUACACUGGGCGUUACCAUUGAUCAGUCGCAGAGCUUCAAGCUCGGGGCUUCCGACACAAAUGUGAUGCUAGACUCCGGAACGUCGCUCACCCGUAUGCACUCGGCUGUUGCUUUACCCAUACUUGACGCAUUGGGUGCUCAAGACGAUGGCGAAGGUUAUUUCUAUGUGCCGUGCUCGACUCGUAAUGCCGGUGGCAGUGUUGAUUUCGGGUUUGGCAACAAGACGGUCCGCGUCGACUUCAGCGACUUUAUCCUUUCCUCGGGUGAAAGCUCAGGCGAUGACUCAACUGACGAUGACAACUCGCUGUGCUAUGUCGGCCUUGUCCUUACUACUGACCAGCAGAUUUUGGGAGACACCGUGUUGAGGGCCGGAUACUUUGUUUUUGACUGGGACAAUAAACAAGUCCACAUUGCCCAGGCAGCCGACUGUGGAAGCAGUGAUAUUGUUGUAGUCGGCAAAGGAGCCAACGCUGUGCCCAACGUUGAAGGCAACUGUAACGCCAACGCCGCCACUUUUACAGGCACAGGCGGUCCUACGGUGACGACCACCCACAGUAGUCCAACCGGAACGAUCACGACUGUAUUUACUGUGACCUCGUGUCCAGUAUUCGACAUUGGAUGCAAAACCGGAGUCGUCACAACCCAAACCAUUGGGCAGGCCGAGGCCACGGCCGAACCUAGUGCCACCAGCACCGGGGGUGGCUCCGGCAGUGGUGGAGGCGAUGAAGAUGGUGGUGUGCGGCCGCAGGCUUUGACAUGGGUAUUUGUUGUGCUGGGAACUUUGGCUUUGGUUGUCAAUAUUGCAUAG